GCAGAUUGGCAUUGCGAUUCAACAAUCCGCUCAGCAUGCCAUCAUGAAUCUCUCACACAUGAAUCAUAAUUAAUACGCGCCAUAAUAACCACAACAAAACAAACUCAAAUGGGGGGAUUACCUCAUUCGGUAAUCAGCAUCUAGUAUCAUUUCUAGCAUUCACUGCUGAUAUAGAGCGCGCGUAGAAUUCCAAUCCCCAUUCUAAGCGUUGCUAUUUGCUCAGUUCAAGAUGAGUAUCUCCAAGGGUUGCAUCGCUCUGCUGAUUACCGGCUGCGUUUUCUUUGCAUUGCUAAAUACUAGUGUCGCGCAGUUGUCUAACCCCCAGAUAGUGAAACCGAAAUGUGGAAAGCGUUUGGUGGAACCACUGCAGCCUCAAGAAACUUCCAAUGGAAAGCGUCCCAAAAUCGAGCAGUGGCCAUGGGUCGGGACGCUGUUCAUUCGAUACGGAAAUGAUGAACCCGUGUUUGCGUGCGUGGUGACAAUUUUGAACGAUCGUUUCGUGUUGACUGCUGGCUACUGUCUUACUUCCGGAAGGGCCAAAGUGACUCCGCCGGAUCUGAUGGUUCGUCUUCGAAUGGACAGCUUUGACCGAAAGGAGCAAAAAUCGAUUCAUGAGUUCGAUGUAGGCGAAUUCUACCUUAGCAAUGCGACAGACUCGUUGGCGGCGCUUGCACUGCUGAUGCUUUCUAGUGAAAUCAACCUGAACGUCUUUGCUCGACCGAUUUGUCUGUGGGAUCGUGAUGAGGGAGUGGUUGGAAGAAAUGGAACUCUCCUCGGGUGGAAGUCAAAUCUGUUCGGCGGGAUGGAGCAAAAUAUGAGGGAGCUAAAUGUAGCAGUGGUUCCAAGUGAUAUGUGUCCCAUGCUGCCACAGUUUAUGGUUGGGAAGAUGUGCACCAAAGUGUUAGGUGAACUGACUUUCGGGCAUGGGGAUGGGGGUGGUGGAUUGUAUUUGGAAGAAGAAGGUGUUUGGUAUGUGAGAGGCAUUAUCGUUAAGUUUGAUGUUAUAGGUUUAGAACAGCAAUACUUGUCAUUUAUUGAUAUUUCUUCUCAAUUGAAAUGGAUAAAGCAAAUAAUAGAGUAGAGAAAAAAUUGUAAUGACUUCGACUUGAUUUGAUGACACAAUUGCGCCUCUAGAUUGUAUCUGUACAGUAGGAUACAGUAAAAUUGAUGAAUUGUGGUAGUACAAAAUUGAUCAAGAACAGCGCUUUUAAGGUACAAUAUAGAACAAAGCCAUGCCAAAUCUGAGAACAAAUCUGGAGAAAUGUUAUCAAAGGAAUACAAGGGGUCCAAAGGUAUACUCAAAGGAUUGUUUAGAGCUCCCAAGAAGUUAGAAAAUGGAUUCCAUGAGUUUCUAAAUCCUUCAAAGCUACCUUAAUGAAUGCAUUUAACAUAUCUUAUUGAAUUCUUCGAAAUCUAAAUCUAAUCUAAAUUUCUAAUACCUGAUGAAAUUGAAAACUGCUUCAUGCUUCCCUUGACAAGAGUUUAA
Messenger RNA from Aedes aegypti (yellow fever mosquito), 1486 nucleotides. RefSeq names its product testisin. Gene Ontology annotation, biological process: proteolysis. Gene Ontology annotation, molecular function: serine-type endopeptidase activity. The record is from RefSeq and is a predicted model, not a curated record. Bases 230 to 1081 code for a protein of 283 amino acids. The transcript has 2 exons. Lineage: Eukaryota; Metazoa; Arthropoda; Insecta; Diptera; Culicidae.